This is a messenger RNA of Spirodela intermedia, 5672 nucleotides long. NCBI's taxonomy places the organism in Eukaryota, Viridiplantae, Streptophyta, Magnoliopsida, Alismatales, Araceae. The record is from the annotation of a GenBank genome assembly.
AUGGGGCGGGGAAAAAUAGAGAUCAAGAGGAUCGAGAACACCACCAACCGCCAGGUUACCUUCUGCAAGCGGAGGAACGGGCUGAUGAAGAAGGCCUACGAGCUGUCCAUUCUCUGUGAAGCCGAGAUCGCUCUGAUAGUCUUCUCCAGCCGGGGGCGACUCUAUGAGUACUCUUCCUGCGGCAAGUGAGACCAAUCUCCCUCUAUGAUGAACCCUUACUGUUUCUGCAUCAGAUCUUACAUUCUGAAAUAUUUCCUAAUUGGUUUAUUUGUCUGUUUUCUUAUCUGCACUCAUCACACAUCAUUUUUCUACUGUUUCAUCCAUUAAUUAUUUCUACGAAUCGAGGUUGUAUCUGAAAUUCUUCAGAAUCGAACUCAUCUGCUCCUCUGAUUAUAGGGUUUUAGGUUUAGCAUUGGUAGACCUUCAAAUUUUUCUUCCGAUUUUAAGCCGAUCUGAACGGUAAGGAGGAACAGACUGAAGGGGCUUGAUGAUACAUCUCCGAAGAAUGUAGACUGGAUCGAUGAUCCUCCCAUCUCUUCGUUUUCUUUAGUUGUUAGUACUUUUCGGUCUUUUUCAGCCUUCAGCUUCUCCUCAGAUCAACUCAGAGGUCUACGGGAAAAACACAGUUAUUAGGAGAGCUCUUGUGAUGACGAGGGUGAUGAUAGGCACUGUAACUCCCACGAGGCCCCAGUUAAUCACUAGAUCUCUAGAUCUCUAGCUUCUUGCACUGAUAUCUUGUGGUAGAAGUUGCAGAGAACAUAGGGAUUUACGGCCCCGCAGACAUCAGCUUUUACUUCUUUCUCUUCCUUCCUCUUUGCCGUUUCCCUUCCAAUGCUAUCGGUCACAUCUUCCUUUGUGAAGGCACCUUCAGAGUUUCAGCAAUGCUCCUCCUUUCUUCCAUUGUCAUCGUCUCUCCUUGAGAUAAGAUGGUUUUACAUCCUGUUGUAUUGUAAACUCUGUACGGCCUAUUGCCAAAUCCUUGCACGAUCUAUGCAAUAGCUUCAUCAACAUAAUUACUCCCUACUCAGAGCAAUGUCGUCAUUUUGACGGCUCAGUUCAUUCAAUCCAUUCGCCUUCCCCUCCACCCAUCAUUCCUUCUGCCUUGUCCUCCGUUUUGCAACUCAGAUGGCAUUCGAUGCAUCGUCCUCUCCUUGAAUGUCCUCAGACUACGCCUUUCACAGAGUUUCUAGGGUUUUCCACCCGCACUACGUGUUCAGGCUGCUGCCCUAGAUGGCCCAUCCCUCCACAUACUCCUUACACGGCGAAGGAAACCGGGUGUCACCGCAGAAAGUUUCCACUUCGGUGAUGGCCCGCCAUCCCAUUUAUUUUCCCGCGCCCCCAUGCACGUCUUCUCGCUAAAACCAUGGUGUUCUAGUGGUUGAGUUGGAGGAGGCGAUCCUCUGAAUGGCAUCGGCGAUGGAUGUAUGCUUAUUUUUAAUACGACUGCCGCCUCACACCUGAACAUGGUGUUUGAGCCCUUGCAAAUUUUCUUCGCCAGUGAUGUCGCUCCGAGGUGACUAUUAAUAGAAGCGGCAGUUUCCUUGCCUCAUUAAAGUAAACACAUUUAAUUGUCGAAAUGACACGAAAGAUUUAUAUUAAGUUGCAGUUUUAGUGGAGGACGCCGUCUUAAAAACUGAGGUCAAUGUGCAGGAAUAUUGCCAAUUAGCUUUUAGUGGAGAAGCGUUAAUCAAUGCAAGGAGGUUGUUUCCUGAUUGUUCGAAUCUAUCUAUGAUAAGCAAACAAGAUAAAAUAGUAUCUUGAUCCGACGUGGACGUGAUACGGUCUCAUCUUUGAUGUCUCGAAGUGACAUGGGUUGUGACUGAGACGUAGAAAAGAAACGACAGCAUAAGGCAUUCAUUAUGAGCAGGAGAAUAGUAUGCAUAUAUAUUAUUACACCAGAAUUCGAAAUUCGAAUGAGGUACUUUGUGGAGUUUCGAACACCAGUUAUUGUUCUGACCUUUUGAAGGAAAUAAACGAUAGAUGACGGCACGAAUACGGAUUUGAUGUCUGGUAUGCAUAUAUUUCUCUCAUGGGAAGCACUUGGAAUGAUCAUUAGUCAAUGUAAAGGCCACGGAUGAAGAGUACAGGGACGCUAGCAUGUCAUCGGAGGAGAUCAACUCAAUGCUGACGAACAAGCGACAAGACGCCAUGGAAGGAGUAGGCUUUAAAGUUCUCUGUGUUUUGAGAAGUAGAGAUCUGAGUGAACUGAACGUGGAACUUGCUUUCAUACGCAGGGGUAUUAAACCAUGUUGGAUUUUUAGGACCCUUGUUUGAGAAUAGAUAUUUCUUUGGUGAAUGGUUGUUGAAGUCAAAAGCAUGAGUUGUAGAUGAUAAGUAAGCCACGGGGCAUGAUCCCAUAUACUAGAUGUUCCUUCAACCAUGGUUAUCCCUAACAUGAGAAGAACUAUAUUAUGUUGGAUGAAUACUCCUUUCCGGUGAAUAAGCUUCAACAGAUUCGCCAGUGUAUGAAUUAUCAUAAAGUCCAGCACCUUUGAUUCGUUAAUACGUAGUUCAUCUAACAUUGCAGAUACUACUCAAUAGGACUUCAGGAUUUCAUCAAGAUAAGAAAGACUUACUAGGAUAUAAUCACUCCACUUUCUAUUCAAGGGGAAGUAGGAGACAAUCAAUGUUCUUUUUAUGCCUUCAAGGGAUUCACAUCGAAUUUCAAUCAAUAUGAAUGGCCUGCAGUUAACUUGGAUUAUUUCUAGAGUUGUUCACAGAACUUUAUUUGUAUUGUUCUAGCUCCCCGCAUGUUUGAAACUGUGUCGCUCCAAUUUGAAGAAUCACGAUAAUAUAAUUCCCCUGAAGUUUUCUUGCAAGACUAGUGAGUGCCGAAAGGGAGGGGUCAAAUCCCUUUUUCCCUUUAUGAGGCGAUCAAUAUGGUUUUGUUGAAAUCAUCUUGCAUGUUUUGAGAAAAUAUCCCAUUCCGGAGUGAUUUAUGUAGAGAAAGAUUUCUGCAUAUUAGAUGCUAGCACCCUAUGGAGAGGCAAUCUCAUAUUUUGUUCUACUUCCCAUUUAUUUAAACGAUACAGUUUUCCGUUAAGUCAACAAAAGUGAACCAAAAGGUAUAGCCACAUGCACCUAACUUCUUCCUUUUUCUCUUCAUUUCUUUUUUACCGCCUCUAGAACAAUAAAUAUUCGAACGUAGUGAUGGCAUAAUAUUUAAAAUAUCAUGGCCAUGGCCUAAAAAAUGAUAUGUAGCCUGUCUAUGACUGACCAUUCCUUAUAUACUUGAUCAAUGUCAAAAUGACCUCAUUAAGGAUUGUGUACUUGAUGAAAGUGGACGUAAUUUUAGUAGAUUGGAAUUACUAUGUCUUGUAAAUAAUAGAAGCACACAUAAGCUAGGUAAAACAUUCGUCUAAAACCAAUCUAAUGAUGAAACUACCUAGGCACAUGGAAAUUUCUAGUUUCUUCAUCUCAAAUAGAUAUUUUAUAUCGCCAGGAUAAAAACGAGUACAUUUUUUACAUUAAAUAUAGCUUAUCCUAUUUUUUCAAACAUUCAAAUACUCUGGUCAAUGAUAUGGAUGUCACUACCGAAAAUUCAAGUGAUACAUUCAGGUACUUUCGAGUGAUUGUAUGCAUAUUUCAUAUAUAAUACUGUUUAUAUCAUGAAAUCAGUUUUUGUAUCAAAUGUUUAUCUAAUCCAUGUGACUUAGUUUGCUGGAUAGUAAUUACUAUGUAUCGUUCUGGCACAAAUACCCACAUCAAACAAAAACAAUGCAGAAGCACUAUCACUGAAAAUUAUUACGACUAUAUUCAAGGAAUUAUGGGCAACUGUUAAUUUUCUAUUUUUAUGUGCAAUCAAUCACAUCACACCCUAUCCAUUAAUUUCAACUCAAGAGGUUUUUCUUUCGAUAAAUAAUAAAAAUCGAAUCCCCUUGACAAGCUGCUUUGCACCUGUUCGUGGUUCUUGAGAGAUGCUCCAAGCGUCUUACUUAAAUAGGCAUGAUCGUUUAUCAUGCCAGUCGGUGCCGUGUUUCCAUUUUUUAUUAUUUUGAGUAUGGUAUUAUAUUAAAUUCCAAAUCUCUAGUUCACCUUGGACAAACAUUUUUAAUCCACUGUGAUCUUGUAUUGUGAUAACUUUUCCAGCAUUUAUACAACAAUUGACCGAUACAAGAAGUCUCAUUCUGCCUCAAACCCUGGGGCUAUAACCGAGGUGAAAACUCAGGUAAGCAAUUGCCCACAUUUCCUUUUGUUGGUCACUUCUUUGAUAACUUCGUUUACAACCGGAAAUGGAUGUCUCACAGAAAAACAGUACGGAUAUUUGAGGCAGAACAGUUAUGGGUAGCUAAUAAUUGGCACAUAUUCUACAUCAUUUUAUCUAUUAAUUGCCUGGUGGAAGGUACUGCACUCGCGUCACGAUGCUGAAGAUGUGAGAAAUUUGGAGCUGCAGCUCUCCUCGUUCAGCUGCUGAAGAUCGACUGCACCCUUGAUUUCCCAGUUCUGAAAAUACUCGUUUGCUUGGAAUAUGACGCGCGCGCACACGCAUUUAUAUUUGUGUGUGUGUGUGUGUGUGUGUGUGUGUGUGUGUGUGCAUAUAUAUUUAUAUAACACCAAAUCCAUUCAUGGGCGUCUUGGAAUUCUAUCAAAAGACAGAAAUUUAGUUGGCCUUCAAUGAAACCUUGGCUUGAUGCAGUCUGAUACGCUGCCUUUGAUCUCGCUGCAGCAACACUACCAGCAGGAAGCAGGCAAGCUACGGCAACAGAUACAGAUGCUGCAGAACUCAAACAGGUGACCCUGUUUCAGGAUUCCACCUUUUAUCAUUCACCGUGAGAUUGAAAGAAGCUGCGGCGACGCGUGGACUGGAGGGGACGCCCAUGCACAUGCGCCGAAAAGUGAUCUUCUUGAAAUUUGGAGGUCGUCUUUCUGUAUUCUCACCCUCGUCUCCUCUCACUGUGAACAGGCACCUGAUGGGCGAGCACCUGGAUUCUCUCAACGUGAAGGAGCUCAAGCAGCUCGAAAAUAGACUGGAACGAGGAAUCGCCCGCGUUAGAUCCAAGAAGGUUCCUCUCUCUCUCUCUCUCUCCCUCUCUCGCUCGCUCAAACCAGCGUUUUUUCCAGUGGCUGACAUCUUCUGUUCUGUCAACAGCAAGAGCUGUUAUUUGCUGAGAUUGAGUACAUGCAGAAAAGGGUAAUAAACCGAUCCCCACCCUUCCUCUAAUCAUGCGUUUCUUUGUCGAGCUUAGCUCCCACCGAACGAUUUCUUCUCCCGUGCAGGAGUUGGAGCUGGAGAACGAAAGUAUGUUCCUCAGAUCCAAGGUCAGCCAUCACUUGAGCUCCCUAUCUACCUGAAAUUAGCAUUAUAGUAGAAAUUCCACAGCCACCCAUCGCUUCCAUUUACUCGUAUACGGCCUCGUGCGCCAUUAUCUGCUGGGGAGAGGACGAGAGAGAGAGAGAGAGAUUGUGGGGCAUAGAUAAUGAAUGGAGAUUUAUGUUCCCUCUAGCAAGAGAGUAAUCUUCUCUGUUCGGAUUUGUGUUUUCAGCUAGCGGAGAGCGAGCGCACCCAUCAGCUGGUUCAACCCGGGCCGGAGUUCGAUGGGCUCCCCAGCUUCGACCCGCGGAGCUACUACCACCCCCUGCAGAUGUUCGAUCCCUCCCAGCACUACCCGACCCACCAGGAUCAGACCGCCCUCCAGCUCGGCUACGAGAUGAAGUCCAACCCAUCUUCCUGA